AACAACUACCUGGAUGCCAAUGAACCAGUGUCCUCAGAGGCCCGUCUGAGCCGCAUGCACUUCCAUGACAACCAGAGGAAGGUCGACUACGUGCUCGCCUACCAUUACCGGAAGCGUGGGGUGCACCCUGGCCACGGGUCUGCAGGCCACUCGUUGGCUAUAGUCUCCAAUGGAGAGACGGGCAAGGAGCCCCAUGCUGGGGGUCCCGGUGACAUGGAGCUGGGCCCGCUGGAUGCCCUGGAGGAGGAGAGGAAGGAGCAGCGGGAGGAGUUUGAGCACAACCUGAUGGAGGCUGGGCUGGAGCUUGAGAAGGACGUGGAGAGUAAAAGCCAGGGAUCCGUCUUUGUCCGGAUACAUGCCCCAUGGCAGGUGCUGGCCAGAGAGGCGGAGUUCUUGAAGAUCAAAGUCCCCACCAAGAAAAUGUAUGAGAUCAAAUCAGGAGGCAGCAUUGCAAAGAAGUUCAAUGAGAUUCUGCAGAAGCUGAGCUCGCCCCUGAAGCCCAGAGUUCCAGAGCACAGUAACAACAGGAUGAAAAACCUCUCCUACCCAUUCUCCAGGGAGAAAAUGUACCUGUACAACAUCCAGGAUAAGGACUGCUUCUUUGAUAACGCCACCAGGAGCCGCAUUGUGCACGAGAUCUUGAAGCGCACAGCGUGUUCCCGCGCCAACAGCACGAUGGGAAUUAACUCUUUGAUCGCAAACAAUGUCUACGAGGCUGCCUACCCUCUUCAUGACGGUGAAUAUGACAGUCCAGGCGAUGACAUGAAUGACAGAAAGCUGCUGUAUCAAGAAUGGGCACGCUACGGAGUGUUCUAUAAGUUUCAACCUAUUGACCUCAUCAGAAAGUACUUUGGAGAAAAAAUCGGUCUGUAUUUUGCCUGGCUGGGACUAUAUACAUCAUUCCUCAUUCCAUCUUCUGUAAUUGGGGUGAUUGUGUUUCUUUAUGGAUGUGCAACAAUUGAAGAAGAUAUUCCCAGCAAGGAGAUGUGUGACCAGCAGAAUGCCUUCACCAUGUGUCCCCUGUGUGACAAGUCCUGUGAUUACUGGAACCUCAGCUCAGCCUGUGGUACAGCGCGGGCCAGCCACCUGUUUGACAACCCUGCCACGGUCUUCUUCUCCAUCUUCAUGGCUCUGUGGGCUACCAUGUUUCUUGAAAACUGGAAGAGAUUACAGAUGCGACUGGGCUACUUCUGGGACCUGACUGGUAUAGAAGAGGAAGAAGAACACUCCCGGCCUGAGUAUGAGACCAAAGUCCGAGAGAAACUGCUAAAGGAGAGCGACAAGUCGGUCGUCCAGAAAUUGGGAGCCAGUGUGAUUGAGAAUGAGGAAGAGGAUGAUGAAGAUAAGCUGAACUGGAAAGAUCGUUUCCCAGGUUACUUGAUGAACUUUGCGUCCAUCUUAUUCAUGAUUGCCCUGACUUUCUCCAUUGUCUUUGGGGUCAUUGUGUAUCGCAUCACGACUGCAGCCGCUCUGUCUCUCAACAAGGCCACACGCUCCAAUGUCCGGGUGACAGUGACAGCAACAGCGGUCAUCAUCAACCUCGUAGUCAUCCUCAUCCUGGACGAGAUCUACGGCGCUGUGGCCAAGUGGCUCACCAAGAUCGAGGUUCCCAAAACAGAACAGACUUUUGAAGAGCGCCUGAUACUCAAAGCUUUCUUGCUGAAGUUUGUCAAUGCCUACUCGCCCAUCUUCUACGUGGCCUUCUUCAAGGGGAGGUUUGUGGGCCGGCCUGGAAGCUAUGUCUAUGUGUUUGAUGGUUACCGCAUGGAAGAGUGUGCCCCAGGGGGCUGCCUCAUGGAGCUCUGCAUCCAGCUCAGCAUCAUCAUGCUGGGGAAGCAGCUGAUUCAGAACAACAUCUUUGAAAUCGGAGUCCCAAAACUUAAGAAACUAUUUCGGAAGCUGAAAGAUGAGACAGAACCUGGAGAAACGGACUCUGCCCAUUCAAAGCAUCCAGAGCAAUGGGACCUAGACUACAGCUUGGAGCCAUACACUGGGCUGACUCCAGAGUACAUGGAAAUGAUCAUCCAGUUCGGGUUUGUCACCCUCUUUGUGGCCUCCUUCCCCCUGGCACCUGUGUUCGCCCUCCUCAACAACGUCAUCGAAGUGCGGCUUGACGCGAAGAAGUUCGUCACGGAGCUGAGGCGGCCGGACGCCGUGAGAACCAAAGACAUCGGGAUUUGGUUUGACAUUCUCUCGGGAAUCGGCAAGUUCUCUGUCAUCAUCAACGCUUUUGUCAUUGCUGUCACCUCCGACUUCAUCCCCCGCCUCGUGUACCAGUACUCCUAUAGUCACAACGGGACCCUGCAUGGCUUUGUCAACCACACCCUCUCCUUUUUCAAUGUCAGCCAGCUGAAGGAGGGAACGCAGCCAGAAAACUCACAGUUUGACCAGGAGGUUCAGUUCUGCAGGUUUAAAGAUUACCGAGAACCUCCAUGGGCCCCCAACCCAUAUGAGUUUUCCAAACAGUACUGGUCUGUUCUGUCUGCCCGACUGGCUUUCGUCAUAAUCUUCCAGAACCUCGUGAUGUUCCUGAGCGUCCUCGUAGACUGGAUGAUCCCAGACAUCCCCACCGACAUCAGUGAGCAGAUCAAGAAGGAGAAGGGCUUGCUGGUGGACUUCUUCCUGAAGGAGGAACACGGGAAGCUCAGGCUGGUGGACGAGCCGGCCCAGAGGGGCGGGGGAGCGGGCACUCAGGGCGGCCGGAGCCUGGCGGCCAGCUCACCGGCCUCGGGCAGUAGCCGGCCGGGCAGUGUCGUGUCCUCUGGGUCCCAGCACACCAGCGUGUGAGCAAGCGCCCAGCGCCCAGCCCUGCCCCGGUGCAGGGACCUUGGGAAGGGGCUACGUGCAGGGAGAAAUCCAAGUGAGCAGGAAGGCAGAGAGACGGGGCUGCUUCUCGGAAACUUCCUGCGUGAGUUUCUGUUAGGUCCUCUUUUGAGCAGAAUCCUUUUUGGGGAUUGCUAUCCCGUUCUGAGUCAAUCACGGGAAGAGUGGGGUCUGUUCUCCUGGAGCCCCGGGCACCACCACCUCCCCUGUGCCCUCGGCACGCUCAGUGCGGACACUGCAGGCUGAGGGAGCGCCGGCAGCGCCCUGUUUUGGCCCAUCACCAGUGAUCACUGCCCACCCACCGUCACCCCGAGUCGCUUGGCCCUGGGGCUGUCAAAGCCUCAGUGGAUGCAAAUUCAGUAACAGGCUGCUUGCUGUGGCCACUGCACCCUGCGGAGAGUGGCGGAGGCCCAAACCCAAGCUUGUCUCCAGUUCAUGCCACAUGGAUGCUUAGAGCUAAACUAACCAUCAUUUUAUGCAGGUUCAGAUUUAAAAUAAUAAAAUGAAUCGAAAC
Molecule: messenger RNA, 3337 nt
Organism: Manis pentadactyla (Chinese pangolin)
Lineage: Eukaryota; Metazoa; Chordata; Mammalia; Pholidota; Manidae
Gene: ANO2
Product: anoctamin 2
Exons: 23
Coding region: 55-2787 (910 amino acids)
Biological process (GO): chloride transmembrane transport
Cellular component (GO): plasma membrane
Molecular function (GO): chloride channel activity; protein dimerization activity
Source: RefSeq, a predicted model, not a curated record